Molecule: messenger RNA, 607 nt
Organism: Acanthopagrus latus (yellowfin seabream)
Lineage: Eukaryota; Metazoa; Chordata; Actinopteri; Spariformes; Sparidae
Product: testis-expressed protein 49-like
Exons: 4
Coding region: 104-523 (139 amino acids)
Source: RefSeq, a predicted model, not a curated record
GGGGCCUGUUGCCAUGGUUACGCCUAAACCAAAAGUAGUGAUUUCUUUACAGGCGGACCGUCUUUGAUAAAAGCGUCCUCUGUCCCGGUUUCGAGCGCUUUCAAUGGCGUUCUUCGGUUUAAUACACCUGGGUUAUCAAAACCCAAUAGGCGACAAAAUGAUAGUGAAUCCCAGAAGAGCGUCUCAUCCUCAGGCUGGUGAGGUUAACAACAGAGAGCUGCCUCCAUCUCAAGAACAACAGGGAGCCCUCAGUUGUACAAACAAAUGCAGCGUUGACCACCAGCCACUUCCAGACAGCACUGCCAUACACCAUGGGAGCCAUGAGCAAUACAAAGAGAUGGUCAAACGGGUUAAAACGCCCAAAUCCCCGAACCAGCUGUACAAAAUGCCUCUGACGGACAGUCAGCAAUAUGGAUGGAUGAUGUCCAAGAGUCCUGAGCCAUGGACUCAGGUCAAACGCUUUCCCCGAAAGAACAGUGAGAUGACAAAGUUUGUUCAAGAAAUGUCAAUGGCUGACUGGUAGGUCAUCGUGUUCUGACAGCCUUCUCAAUCCCCCCCCCGUUAUGAUACAUUUCUGUAAUUAAACUGUUGAUUCUUUAACCAAUGA